Drosophila eugracilis is the source of this 2370-nucleotide messenger RNA. RefSeq names its product chondroadherin. Gene Ontology annotation, cellular component: plasma membrane. The transcript is spliced from 3 exons. Gene Ontology annotation, molecular function: protein binding. NCBI's taxonomy places the organism in Eukaryota, Metazoa, Arthropoda, Insecta, Diptera, Drosophilidae. Bases 367 to 1644 code for a protein of 425 amino acids. The record is from RefSeq and is a predicted model, not a curated record.
AAGUGGAAGGAAAGUUUAAAUAAAAUAACGCAAUAUAAAAACAUAAAUAACUAAGGAAAGUGCCAAGGAGGACGAGAAAGAGGAUACAGAAGAAGUACACAAGCCAAAGAAGAGGCCAGGCGAAGAGUAGCCCAAAAAAGUAGGCAACGAAAAAAAGGCUGGUACUGAGGUGAGGCCUCCGCACUUCCAGCCAGAAGAGCCACCAGAGACCAGAGGAUAAGCAGGCAAGCAGCAGCAAUAGUAGAAUCCCAAACCAAGAAGAAAAAGGAAGGAAGAAAGGGACGAGGAGAAGAAGAACCAAGACUUGGACAAGAGAGAAUAGAGCUCAAUUACGCCGCCAAACUGUCGUGUCAGCAACAACGUGAAAUGUGCAAUUCCUGGCUGGUGCUCAUAAUUGCGCUCUCCGUUGUCGUCUGCCUGUGGAACUCGCAACAAACCGAAACAUCCAAAUCAUGCCCAGCCGAGUGCAUCUGCUUGUCCCAGACUCAAGUCCUGUGUAACACCGGCGGCCUCGAGCAGAUCCCGCUGCGCCAGCUGCCGGCAACCGUGGAGAACCUGGCGCUGACCAAGAACAACUUUCCGAUCAUCAAGCCAGACUCUUUCGCCGGUCUGCGGGCGCUCAAGAAGCUCUCGCUGGACGGUAACAACAUCACGCGAAUCAAACAGUUCGCCUUUCGCGGCCUGCCACGUCUCAAGGAGCUGUCCAUUCAGUAUACGCCCCUUCAAAUGGUGGCCCAGUUUGCUUUUGCCGGACUACAGAAUCUCUCCACCAUCCUGCUGAGUCACAAUCAGAUCCAGAGGAUCGAGGGCAAUGCCUUUGCUGGAACCUCAAACAUCAAGCUGAUCCUGCUAACUAACAAUCCACUGAUCCGCAUCGACAGUUCGGCUUUCUCUAGCCUAACGAACGUCGGUCAUUUGCUUCUGCCGUCGGGCAUUCGAAGCAUCGAGCAGGACGCCUUCGCUGGCAUGGACACAGUGGGUCUGCUUAAGUUGGCCUAUAUGGAUCUCAAAGAGGUGGCGCCCUUUACCUUCCGCGGCCUGUCCAAUGUUCUGCUACUCACUCUGCAGGAAUCGGAUCUUGGAGUGAUCUGUGCGGACGCUUUCACUGGACUCACCCAAGUGGAGACGCUGCAAAUCCUCAACAACAAGAUCGACUCGAUCGAGGAACUGAACUUCACUAGCACGGCGGCCAUUAAACACCUCAAGUUCUUCGGCAACCACGUACUAGAAACCCCCGAUCCCAACUCCAUCAUCGUGGAUGGCGUAGAACACCUACAGCUGGUCAGCAAUCACUUCCCCUGCGGCUGUCACAUUCACACAUUGCUGGAUGGACCCCUGGCCGAAGGUGCUCAUAAUCUAACAGAUUUCCUGCAGAAAAACUACUGCAUCUCACCGCUGGAGGUCAAUGGACGGGUGAUGAGCGAACUGGACAUCGAUUCCAUUGGCCGUUGCUCUGACCAGCUGACCAAAGGCAAUCUCGGCAGUUCAGCGGCCUCGCUGGCUCUUGGGAUCAACUCGAUGCUACUCAUUGCAGUGGCCAGCUGUGCAGAAUGGCGUCAUGUUCGUCUCUUGGCCAAUCGACUGGCCCAGCUACUUGGUCACGUGGCCUGGCGAAGGCGUCGGAAAAGGCGGAAGGGCAAUUAGGCGGAUGCUGCGCCGUUUAACGGAGAGAACUGCAGACUUCAGCUCAAGAUCAUUGAGGCAUCAUCUCUGCAUCAUAACCAUUAACUUCUUCCUCACACGCCUCUGUUAACUGUCAUCUGCUAUAAAUAGAAAUAUAGUAUAUAUAUAAAUCUAUAUAUAGCAUAUAGAUAGUAAACUGCAGAUUGGCAAAUGUAAAACGACGCUGCAGUUUUUGCUAUCAUCAUGCGAAAUCUGAGAGUCUGCUGCAGCAGCAGCGCUUCCUUUUUGCCUGCCACCAGCCCCCCCCGAAAAAAUGCUGAACCCUAGGCUAAUCCUGCACAACCAGGAUACUACUACUAGUGCAUCCUGCAUAUCCUUUUACCCCAGGGCUCAACAACGUUUGUUUGUUACGUUGUUUACGUUUACGUCGUUUACGUUCCUGUUUGCCAUUUCGUUCUAUUUUUGUGUUAAAUGCAAAAUGCGAAAAGCAAAAUGCGAAACGCGGACAGCAGCUAAAAUCUACAAAUACAGAAAUGCCGACUGCGGAUUGAGCACUAAAUUAUUAUAUCAAAUUUCCCAGUCUCAUAUGUGUGCGUAAAUCAUAAAACAAACACACAAACACACUCAUAUAUAGCUAACAACGAGGACUCUGACAUAGACAAAAUCCAAUGUAAGCGUAUUUAAGCAUAUGUAUUUGUAUUUGUAUUUGUAUUUGUAUUUGCAUUUGUAUAUGUGACAGUUAAAUAU